Messenger RNA from Daphnia pulex (common water flea), 820 nucleotides. It is a transcript of the gene bai, whose product is annotated as transmembrane emp24 domain-containing protein bai-like. Lineage: Eukaryota; Metazoa; Arthropoda; Branchiopoda; Diplostraca; Daphniidae. Gene Ontology annotation, cellular component: endoplasmic reticulum-Golgi intermediate compartment; endoplasmic reticulum; Golgi apparatus. The transcript has 5 exons. Gene Ontology annotation, biological process: intracellular protein transport; endoplasmic reticulum to Golgi vesicle-mediated transport; Golgi organization. The record is from RefSeq and is a predicted model, not a curated record. Bases 129 to 746 code for a protein of 205 amino acids.
UCAUAAAAGUCUUACCGGUCAUUUUCAGAGCUGACGUGUCUUUCGAGCUUUCCGUGUUGUUUUCCUUCUGCUGUAGCAUCGGGGUUACUGUUAAAUAGAUCUGUUUUAUUGUUUUUCUCGUGUUUGCGAUGGAUCUACGGGCUAUAAUUUUGUUUUCCUUUUUGCUCUUCUCAACUGUCCAAGGACUUAUGUUUGAACUACAGCCAAAUGGCAGAAAAUGCUUAAGAGAAGAAGUGCAAAAGGAUGUUCUUGUCACGGGGGAGUACGAAGUUUCUGAGGUUCCUGGCCAGAGAACCGAUGUGAAAGUAACAGAUAUCAAAGGUCACACCUUAGUAAGCCACGAGGACAAAAGCAAAGGGAAAUUUGCAUUUACAACUGAUGACUAUGAAGUUUAUGAAAUUUGCUUUGUGUCAAAAGUCCCGCCAAAUCUUAGAGGACAGAAGCAUGAGGUUGAAGUAACUGUCAAAAUGGGUCUUGAAGCUAAAAACUAUGAAACAUUGGGGGAAGCUGCAAGAUUAAAACCACUUGAAGUUGAAUUGAAAAGGUUAGAAGACUUGUCAGAAGCCAUUGUUCAAGAUUUUGCCUACAUGAGACAACGAGAGGAAGAGAUGAGAGAUACAAAUGAAUCAACCAAUUCCAGAGUAUUGUAUUUCAGUGUUUUCAGUAUGUUAUGUUUGAUUGCCUUGGCUACAUGGCAGGUGUUAUAUCUGCGUCGCUUUUUCAAAGCCAAAAAGUUGAUUGAAUAAAGCUAUUUCAGUGAAUAUUUGACAAUAAAAAUACCAGCGAAACCGAACAGGAAGUCCAUCGCUGUUCGAACAAA